CAGAGUUCGGGCAUCCAUUCUGCAGGUUCCAGGACUCAGGGGUGCGGCCUCCAGCCACCACAGGAGCCAAGGCCGCACAGCACCAGCUGAACCUGCUUAAUAAGUAACUGCCAAGGUCUGUAGGGGCCCGACGACCGGGACUGGGGUUUCCAAUCCGGAAACAGUAAUUUGCUACGGUCAUUCAAGGUUUUCCGGGAUCUGCUGCAUCUAGUGCUGGACUGGAGUCUCUCGGGUAGGGGACCAAUCUAGAGACUGCAGGAUCCUGCCUGCAGGGGAGUUGCACCAGCUUGUUCUGCCCUCCUCUGACCAGAGACUGGGGCUUCUGCCUGCCCACCCUGUGUUCUUAGCAUGCUGGCCGUCCACUUUGAUCAGCCCGGCGGAGCAGAAAACCUCUACCUGAAGGAGGUGGCCAAACCAUGCCCGAAAGAGGGGGAAGUCCUCCUCAAAGUGGCGGCCAGCGCCCUGAACAGGGCGGACUUACUCCAGAGACAAGGCCAGUAUGACCCACCCCCAGGAACCAGCAGCAUUUUGGGACUUGAGGCAUCUGGACAUGUGGUUGAGUUGGGGCCUGGCUGCCAGGGACACUGGAAGAUUGGGGAUUCAGCCAUGGCCCUGCUGCCUGGUGGAGGCCAAGCUCAGUAUGUCACUGUUCCUGAAGAGCUCCUCAUGCCCAUCCCAGAGGGACUGACCCUACCUCAGGCUGCAGCCAUCCCAGAGGCCUGGCUUACUGCCUUCCAAUUGUUACAUCUCUUAGGCCAUGUUCAGGCAGGAGAAUUUGUGCUAAUCCACGCAGGAUCAAGUGGUGUGGGUACAGCUGCCAUCCAACUGACUCAGAUAGCUGGCGCUAUUCCUCUGGUCACGGCUGGCUCCGAGCAUAAGCUUCAGAUGGCAGAAAAGCUUGGAGCAGCUGCUGGAUUCAAUUACAAAGAAGAAGACUUUUCUGAAGCAACUCUGAGAUUCACUAAAGGUGCUGGAGUUGAUCUUAUUCUAGACUGCAUAGGCGGAUCCUAUUGGGAGAAGAACGUCAACUGCCUAGCUCUUGAUGGCCGCUGGAUUCUCUAUGGUCUGAUAGGUGGAGGUGAUGUCAGUGGGCCCCUCCUUUCAAAGCUACUUUUUAAGCGAGGAAAUCUGAUCGCUAGUUUGCUGAGAUCUAGGAACAAAAAGUACAAGCAAACUCUGGUGAAAACUUUCACGGAGCAAAUUCUUCCUCACUUCUCCAAGAACAGCCCCCAACGUCUGCUGCCGGUUCUGGACAGAGUCUACCCAGUGACUGAUAUCCAAGCGGCCCAUAAAUACAUGGAGGCUAACAGGAACGUGGGCAAAAUAGUCUUGGAGCUGCCCCAGUGAAGGAGGAGGAGACAAGCACAGGACACGGCCAUCCCAAAGCAAUCUUGGGGCAGAUUCUACUUCCAGAUCCGGCGUGUAAAGCUGGUCUAAGGAAAUAAAAGAGAGGAUGUGAA
This is a messenger RNA of Nannospalax galili (Upper Galilee mountains blind mole rat), 1460 nucleotides long. It is a transcript of the gene Tp53i3, whose product is annotated as tumor protein p53 inducible protein 3. The transcript has 5 exons. Bases 349 to 1347 code for a protein of 332 amino acids. Gene Ontology annotation, molecular function: quinone binding; NADPH binding; quinone reductase (NADPH) activity. The record is from RefSeq and is a predicted model, not a curated record. NCBI's taxonomy places the organism in Eukaryota, Metazoa, Chordata, Mammalia, Rodentia, Spalacidae.